Molecule: messenger RNA, 4545 nt
Organism: Diprion similis
Lineage: Eukaryota; Metazoa; Arthropoda; Insecta; Hymenoptera; Diprionidae
Exons: 20
Coding region: 275-4519 (1414 amino acids)
Biological process (GO): non-motile cilium assembly
Cellular component (GO): ciliary transition zone
Source: RefSeq, a predicted model, not a curated record
CCUUGUCACGGUUUGUUUCACUCGGGCGUCAUCGGCCCCGCUCGUCUUCUCUCGAUGCACACUCACCAUGCAGGCGUGGUUUACAUUUCACGAUAAUACAGUUUUAACAUUUAUUUUUAUCUAUUCGUCAACACCGGGCUACCAAUGACCAAUGGAACAUGUAUUUGAAACUAUGCUCUACGCUUCAUAGAAUACAUCGCUUUAAUCGGUUCAAUCUGUAAACCGGAAGUACUCGAGAUGCGUGUGAGAAAAAUGUAAUCUGCAAACGAGGCCAAUGGCGGACGAUCCGAACCGUGACAUUCUUCCAGUUAAAGAUGAUUCCUGCUACGGAAGCGUUCGAUGCUCCAGCGAGAUAGAUCCCAGAGAACGUCACGUCGUUUGCAAGCUCGACCGUUACCAAUUAGAAGACAGGUACUUGAGGCUGCUGGAAGAGGUCCAAGGUCUGAAGAAAUUGUCCAACAGUCAGGAAGAUAAGAUCAAGAGGCUAGCGACAAAAUUAAUGCGAUCCGCAGCCUCCUCCAGAACCUGUCCUGCCGUUCUUACAAUUAACGAUGAACGAGAGAGAAUCGCCCGGCUGGAGCUAGAAAAUGCUAGAUUAAAAGACAAAGCCUACACGUUGAAAAACCAAUUGCUAAGUCAUAGGGGUCCUAGGUCACCGUCACGAUGCCGACGUAUUCCAAGUGGCGUAUCUUCAGGUCCUACGACGUAUCGGAGCGAAAGUGCUCGAACAAAGUAUAAUCAACAACCUCCACAAAAUGUAGUUGAUGAUAACGACGUACAGAAUUAUCUCGUGAAAAUUGAGGAACUCGAGACGCAGAGAAAUGAAAUGAUGACCCGGAUAACCGAUCUCGAGGGUCAGAUCGCGGCACACACGGCUGGCAUACAAAGGGAAAAAGUCCAGGAAAAUGUAGAGUACAUCCGGAUAUGGCGUCAGAUGAAACAAACCAACGAUAAACUGAUAUCAGUACAAGCCGUGAACGAAACGCUCCACGCUCAGAUAGGAGACUUGAAAAGACUUCUGGAAGAGACGACAAAAAACAACAGAGAAAUGACAACGGCGUUGGUGUCUCAGAAGCAACGCUUGUCCGAAGUAGACGAGCAGUUAAGAAGUGCCAAAGACUCGCAAUUGAGUUUGCGAGAAAAGCAGGAACAGAUAAGGGAUCUCAGUAAUGAGAUGAAGAUCCUUCAGCAGCACAACAGCGAGUUGAUUUCAGUCAGCUCAAAGUUCGGCCAGAUUGAGCUGGAGAACGUGGAAUUGAAGCGGAAGGUGGCCGAGUGUAUGCAGGAGAAGCAGAGUCUGAAAAACGCCUUCCAGUCGGAGCAGGCAUCGCACGCAGCGCUGAGAGUGGCGAACGACAAGUUGAUAAAGAAGCUUGAAGAGCUGCAGAAGAACAUGGACAACCUGACGACGCAGCUGGUGCAGAAUCGAGGCGAAGGCGGACGAAUCCUCGCAAAGGGAACCCAGACGGAACUGAAACAGGCCGAUAAAAACAUCGGGACAUCAGUUGGAUCCAGCAGUCUGUCCGCACUAUCUGACGAGGAAAAGGAGCCGCUCUUCGAAAGCGGACAUGACGAGCAUUAUGCGGAUAAUAGCCAGACGCGCAACUUGAAAUUUUCGAAAAAAGAUUCUAGCCCAGAAAAUACCGCCAGGAAGAAAGUGGAAGUAAAAAAUCGCCCCAGCGGCCAGAGCAGGCCAAACUCUCGACCAAAUUCUCGCACGAUUUAUAGGAGAGUCGAUAGCAAGACAAAACAGCCCCAACGUACUCAGAGUCCAUCUAUGUCGCGUGAAAAAAUGCUCAAACUGCUGGAUCAGGCCCAGAUAAGUACACCACUGGAGGCACAGAAUGCCGCGAGAAUGCGGCAGAUUGAUGUUGCCAGCGGUCAAAAUGACGCUUCGAAAUACCCCGAGCCCUAUAGGCGGCCUGAAAUUCCGCUGUCACGUUCAAACGAUGCUGUUGCCUUAACGGAUGUCCCGUCAACUCCGGCCGACGAAGAAGCCCAAUGUCACGAACAGACCGAAUCCUUCGAUCCGAAACAUAUCCUUUUAUCGCUAUUUGAAAUCUUAAAGUGCUACAGCGAGAUUAUGUCCAAGACUAAAUACAGGAAUUACUCAUGUGAUAAAUUGCCAGUAACGUGCAGCACGGAGAAUUGCAAUUCUUUCAAAUAUCAACCGCAUGAUGCAGCCUCAGAUAAAAUUUCGGAAAAAGGAUACGAGGGAAAUCAAACCGGCGAAAGUUUGUGCGAAAAAUUAAUGGAUCUCUACAGCAAAACACAGAUUUCGGAGGGGCGAAGUAACAAGGAACGGAAUCCGCUGCACAAAUUCACUGAGACCAUGUGCUGUACCUGCGAUUCAAAUCACAGAUGCUGCGCCACGAAGGAUUGCGGUUACGGCUGUUGUACACCGGAACCCGAACCGUGUUUGGCACUUUUAGAAAGAAAACAUGUUUCGAACUCCAGUAAUCCGACGGACGGCAAGCUCGGCAGAGUCGGAGAAAUCGGUUUGGCGAUUCAGGAGACCUUUAAGUCCAUGUUUAUGGGGCGAGACAGCAAGUGCGAAUGCGAUGAUGAAUGCCGCGACCAUUGGAGUGAAAUGAAUCCGGGGAUUGGAAAAGAAUUGCAAUCAUCGAUUUGCAAAAGUCCAGAAGCGAUCUCGGAUGAACUGGAAAAAUGCAAGGAGCUUUUACAUGUACGAUAUAAUCCGGGCAGUGUUUACAAGGAGACAAGCGUUUCUUGCUGUGGAAGCGAUUGUCAUCCAUCGAACGAAUGCGGUGAUACACCUGUGCUGUGCGAAAUCUCUGCUUUUCCGAUGCUCAUCACAGAGGGACAAGGACUCGUCGAGAUCCACAUACUGUCUCUGCAACUAUCUGCAAAGGCCGCACAGAGUAUAUUCAAAAACGACUUGGAGGAUGCAGCUGUGUUUAUCAGCUGGGACAUAUGGGGCCAAGAAACGGCGAUGACCCCGAUGUCGAAGUAUCCUUCGCUGAGCUUCAAUUCGUCAUCAGUGUAUCGAGUGUGCGAGCUGCAGAGUUUUUUCGAUUGCGUACUUCGAGAAAAAAUUAUUUUUCAAGUCCACCUGAUUAAUCGAGACGAAGAGACGUUCACGAUAGCAAAGGCGCAGCUCAGCGUCAAAGAUAUUUUGGAUUAUCCGCAAAAUAAGCUUCACUACGUAACGCCAGUUUUCAGCCUCAUGCCAUGCUCGUGUGGCGCUAAUUUUGGACAGUUAUCAUUGUGGGUUCGGCUCAGCUGUGACAUUGGUUUGGUGGAUAGGUUCAAAGACCGUUGUGGCUUGGCACUGCCCGUUUCGAGAAAACAGAUAAUACAGAUGCCGGCCAGCUUGCAGAACGAAGAUACAGCAUCGUUUGUGGUCCCGAAAAAAAGCUCAUCAUCAAAGCGCACCAACUCUCGGGACGAUUCGUAUACUCACCCCGAACUGAUCGCCUCGUCAGUUCGCGAUAAGCGACAGGAAACAUCGCAAGAACUGCCUAUAGACCCAUUGAAGCAGUUGACGACGGUCAACAGUAAUCGAUUGAACACAAUUCAGGAAGCUGAGCUGGAGAAUCAAGCGGACCCUGCUCAGAAGUUUGAUAAACAAACGGAAUACCGUAGUGAAAAUCCAGAGGAAACACAGCCAGACGCCAAACGUGGCCGCGACGGUUUCUACAUGUCAUCGAAUACGAUCAACGGCAAUGACUCUCUGAAAAGUGAUGCUGGAGCGAGUACGUCCACCUACGACAGACUCGCAAGUUUGCAAAGUAAAUUGGACAGCAGUCAACAGAUUGAAUCGACAAGUAUCACCGAGUUCAACAAUGUCUUGAAGAAUCAAACUGAUAGAUCGGCUCUUCACGGAACCGAAAGCACGUCAAACGACUUGGGGGCGGUAAUUUCCGAUGAGAAGUGGGAAAAAUAUAAACGUAACUGCACCCCUAACAGCUUUGCAGCAAAAUCCGACAACUCGAGCGCUGAAAAUAUCCAGGACACGGCAGUGAACAAAGAUGUGGUAGCAUCACCCAAGUAUCCGAUUACUAUAACAAUCCAGUCGAUGAACCUUUUCGAGAAAAGUAGUAUCAUGAAUAAUCCGGAAAUUCAGUUGCUGUACAUUGAAUAUUCUUUUCUCGGACAUCAAGGGGCCGAUAUGGAGACCCACUCAUUACCCAAGCCAAAGAAUAAGGAUGAAACGAUGUUCUAUAAUUUUACUAGACAUUUCCAAGUUGACGAGGAAUAUCAUAAUUCGCAGAGAUUGAUGUUGAAUGCCAUGUUGACCGGAGCGUCAAGCCCAGUAAUCAGAUUUCUUAUAGUGAGUGAACCAAUUCCCGAGGAAAUGGAUCGCAAAGAGUGCAUCGAAGUUGGGCAUGCUGACCUUAACAUACGAGAGUACGCAUUAGGCGAUGGAUUGAAAAACAUCGCACUGAUAAUUAUGAAUCCGGUACAAUCGGAGCAAAUCGGAAUGUUGAAGAUAUCAAUCGACGGCGUUGAACUUAUUCGGAAUUGCAUGAUGCUUCAAGCAAAUCUUCGAAAUUAGAUGAACCGAUUUAAACAAUGAGAGGA